Molecule: messenger RNA, 3476 nt
Organism: Pteropus alecto (black flying fox)
Lineage: Eukaryota; Metazoa; Chordata; Mammalia; Chiroptera; Pteropodidae
Gene: DNAJC14
Product: DnaJ heat shock protein family (Hsp40) member C14
Exons: 8
Coding region: 606-2714 (702 amino acids)
Molecular function (GO): dopamine receptor binding
Source: RefSeq, a predicted model, not a curated record
AACCUGGUGGUCGGAAUUGGGGAUUCGGGGAAGGGGCUUUUACUGCUUUGGGGACGCCGGCGAGGGGUUCAUGGGUGGACAAACUUGCGGAGCACGACGGAGUCUGGAAGGGGGACUAACGAGAGACGCGUGUGUAGAAGAGGGGACCGACGGAGAGGGGACCCGAGCCGGGUCUGCGUGGGGGCGGGGGCGCGUGUCGACGUCGACCGAACAGCUUGGUAUGCAAACGAGAUGUAAAACAGCAUGCAGAUGAGUGCAGUGUUUUUUGGCACUUCGCUCAGGUCCUGAGCCCAGCGGAGCUACACUCCCAGUUUCUGGGUCCCAUUCUGUGACGGGGCUUGGGAGCUGUGUCCAGAGGGGCGGAUCCUGGCCGUGGGAGCUGCAGUUUUACGGGGCACUUCGCCAGCUGGGGGUAGGUCAGUGGCCGCGGCGCGGACGGAAGGCGGAAGCAGAGCGUGAGCGGGAGUGGGAGCCGGGGGAGCUGCUCUCGUAGCUCCCCCUGGCCCUGGGCCCGGCUGAUCGAGGGGGAGGAGUUACCGCCGCUCUUCGGCAUCAGAAUUUACCAUGAUGGCUGUUACCUAAAAUCCUCAGGAAGACCCGGGGUCAUGGCCCAGAAGCACCCCGGAGAAAGAGGGCUGUGUGGAGGCCACCACAGUGGUGGUUCCUCCCUCAGGACGUUAGGACCCUCUGUGGACCCUGAAAUACUUUCAUUCUCAGGACUCAAGGACUCAGCGGGGCCUGCUCCUAAUGGUACCCGCUGCCUCACAGAACACUCUAGUCCUAAGUACACACAGCACCCAAAUGCAGCCCACUGGUCGGAUCCAAGCCAUGGCCCCCCAAGGGGUCCAGGACCCCCUAGAGAUGGAGAAGACCCUGAUCAGAGUGAGGCAUCUUCAGAAGAAGAGUCAGGAGCGGACCAGGAACUCUCAAGAGAGAAUGAGGCUGGGUACCAAGAGGAUGGGAACCCUUCUUUUCUUUCCAUUCCAUCUGCUUGCAACUGCCAGGGAACCUCUGGAAUUCCUGAAGGGUCUUACUCUGAAGGAGGAGAUAGCUCUUGUAGCAACUUUUGCCACCACUGUACUUCUCCAGUUUUGGGGGAAGAUGAAGAGCUGGAAGAAUAUGAUGAGGAGGAGCCCAAGUUCCCCAGUGAUUUUUCACGUGUGCCCAGUGGAAAGAAACCCCCACCCCGGAGACAGCGGCACCGUGCUUCAGCCAAGGAGGAUACUCGGGAGGGUGGACGCAGAGAUCCCAGGUCCCCUGGUCGACAUAGGCUGGGCCGGAAACGAAGUCAGGCUGAUAAACGCAGAGGCCUGGGAUUGUGGGGAGCAGAGGAACUGUGUCAGCUCGGACAGGCAGGUUUCUGGAAGCUGAUCAAACUGCUGGUAUUGGUGGGAGAGUAUGUGGAAACUUGUGGCCAUCUCAUCUAUGCAUGCAGGCAGCUGAAAGGCAGUGAUCUGGACCUUUUUCGAGACUGGGUGGGAAUCUGGGCAGGGCGGCUGGGGGGCUGGGCCCAGGUGAUGUUCCAGUUUCUGAGCCAGGGAAUUUGCUAUGGGGCGUGGCUGUUCACCCGUUUUCUUAGGCUACUGGGUGCUUUGCUGCUCCUGUUUCUGGCCCUCUUUUUGGGCUGUCUGCAGUUGGGCUGGCGAUUUCUGGUGGGACUGGGUGAUCGUUUAGGUUGGAGGGGUAAAGCCAUCUGGCUCUUCUCUUGGCUGGAUUCUCCCACCGUGCAGCGUUGCCUGAUUCUGUUGAGAGAUAGCAGGCCAUGGCAGCAGCUGGUAAGAAUGGUUCAGUGGGGUUGGCUGGAGUUGCCUUGGGUCAAACAGAGGACUAACAGGCAGGGGAAUGCACCUGUAGCUAGCAGUCGCUACUGCCAACCUGAAGAAGAAAUGGCUCGACUCUUGACCAUGGCUGGGGUUCCUGAAGAUGAGCUAAACCCUUUCCAUGUGUUGGGGGUUGAAGCCACAGCAUCAGAUGUUGAACUGAAGAAAGCCUAUAGGCAGCUGGCAGUGAUGGUUCAUCCUGACAAAAAUCAUCAUCCCCGGGCUGAGGAAGCCUUCAAGGUUUUGCGGGCAGCUUGGGACAUUGUCAGCAACCCUGAAAGGCGGAAGGAAUAUGAGAUGAAACGAAUGGCAGAGAAUGAGCUGAGCCGGUCAGUGAAUGAGUUUCUGUCCAAGCUGCAGGAUGACCUCAAAGAGGCAAUGAAUACUAUGAUGUGCAGCCGAUGCCAGGGAAAGCAUAGGAGGUUUGAAAUGGACCGAGAGCCUAAGAGUGCCAGAUACUGUGCUGAGUGUAACAGGCUGCACCCUGCUGAAGAAGGAGACUUUUGGGCAGAGUCAAGCAUGUUGGGCCUCAAGAUCACCUACUUUGCGCUGAUGGAUGGAAAGGUGUAUGACAUCACAGAGUGGGCUGGAUGCCAGCGUGUGGGAAUCUCCCCAGAUACCCACAGAGUCCCCUAUCACAUCUCAUUUGGUUCUCGGAUCCCAGGCACCAGUGGGCGACAGAGAGCCACCCAAGGAGCCCCUCCUGCUGACCUUCAGGAUUUCUUGAACCGGAUCUUUCAAGUACCCCCAGGACAGAUGUCCAAUGGGAACUCCUUUGCAGCUCCUCAGCCUGGCCCUGGGGCUACCACAGCCUCCAGGCCCAACAGCACAGUACCUAAAGGAGAAGCCAAACCGAAAAGGCGGAAGAAAGUGAGGAGGCCCUUCCAACGUUGACACUCCUUCUCUUCUUUUUUAAAUCAAUGUCAGGGAGUCAAAAGGGCUGUGUACAGCACAGGAUGGAGUUUGGUUUAUUUUUAAAUAUUUUAAAAAAGGGAAAAUUUUAAGCUCAAAUUGUUCACUCAGUACUUGUAGGAAGCCCCGGAACCACUCUCCCUCCACCAGCAUCCAGAAACUGAAUCUUGUCUUCUGACAAUACCAAAGAAAAUAGGGGGUGGCUAGAGCAAAGAACCUAGGGCAUGGACCUGGGCUGGACAAUAUCUCCCAUAGUAGUGUAGGAACUGGGUAUUUCCUGAGGUCUGUAUGCCUUUGUCUUGUCUUUUGCUUCUACAGCAGAUGACACUUUCCACCCUCUUUUUAAACUAUAAGUCUAUCUUAUUUCUUGACCUAUUUCAGGAGGGAGCCCCUCCUUUACCCCAAUAUACUAGUUAAAAGACAGAAUAAGAAAGCAUGUAGCCCUAAUUAUAGGAGAUACAUAGAGUUCAGAGAGGGAGAACUCUGAAAUUUUCCUCUGACUUUCACCUUGUGGGUAAUUGCCCAACUUUAUGCUUGUUACUGCAGGGAUGGCCAAAACUAAUAAUUUUUAAAAAGCAGACUCAUUCCCUCUACCCUUGGGUGAGGGGGAAGGAUAAAGAGGCUCCUGGCAGCCCCCUUAUGAUCCAAGGGUUUGUAUUUUUUUAAGUUUGUUCAUAUUUGUAUGUACAUAUCUAUUUAAAGCCAGGGAUUAUCUUUCUAUAAAUAUAUAACUGGCAACCUGUA